AUGGAAGAGGGUGGGAAGGGAAGAGGUAUUGGCGGUGUUUGGUUUGACUGGGGGUGUCAUGGGAGAAAAGGUGGUGGUCGGAGGCUUUGGGAUAUCAUGAAUAAAGAAAGUGAUAAAGGUGGAUGGAGCACCGAAGGGGCAUGUAGCCUUGCGAGUCUGUUCAGGACAUUGAUUCCUGGAUGCGGUGAAUCUAUAGUUGCCAAAUGGCAGGAAACAGGCCACAAGAGGCGUGUUUGGAGGAAACGUGAUUCCCAAUUUUCUCCUUACCUCCGACAACAUCGAAAAGGAUUCGAGAAUAUGCCCACAAAACGUCAAGAUGAAGAUCAACAAGCACACAACAUCUCUCCAUCAACAGCGUAUUCACAACCUUGGUGGCAUGGAAUUGGAAAUGGCGUGAUGUCUUCUUUUGGUGAAACAAAUGGUGUUAUCAAGUUCGGAGAUAAAUUACAAACCACUAGUGAUGAUGCUGUUGAAGAUACAGAUUCCCCCAGUGGAAUCAACAUUUCUGGAUUGAACAUCAACAAUUGCCAAGAACAGGAACAAGUCAAACAAGUUGAAACGAGUUCACUAAUGGAAAUUAUGUUGACAUCUAAUUUGUAUCAGGAUCCACAUUAUUCAGGAAGGAUGACUUAUGGAACACAGACACAUCCAAAUUUACAUAGAAUGCCAUUACCCCUUCAAAUGGAAGAGGAGCCUGUUUAUGUAAAUGCAAAACAAUACCAUGGGAUUCUAAGGAGAAGACAAUCAAGGGCAAAAGCAGAAAUGGAAAAAAAAGUGAUUAAAUCCAAAAAGCCUUAUCUUCAUGAAUCGCGACACCAACAUGCUAUGAGAAGGGCUCGGGGUUGUGGGGGCCGCUUUCUGAAUACAAAAAAGGUCAGUGAUGACAUGGACACAAAUUCUGUACAACAAAAGGAGCCAAAAUCAGGUGUAUCUAAUUUCCAUGGAAGCUCUUCAAUCUUUGAAGAUAUGCUUAAAAGAAACUCUUCCUCAAAUGACAACAAUGAUGAUCAUCAUGAGACCCCUAUUACAAAUGAGAAAAGGGGUGAAGUAGAUGUUGUUUUCCCUGUGUGUGAGUGUUAACUGGCAAUUCAUUCUUGGCUUUGGUUACUUACUUGAAGGGUUAUUAAUGGUGAAGCGUUGAUAAUCUUUUGUGCAAUAUGGAGUUGUACUAUGUACGAAGAAGUUGUACAUUUUGGAAUCUCAAAACAAUGUUUUUUUUUUUUUUUAAAUACUUGAAAGGUAUGGUUUGCGGAUGACCUCAUACACUAGCUGCUCAGCAUGUUUGGAACUGGUGAUUUUUAUUUCUUUUGAACUGUAAUCGUGGACUUGCCCUAAAGAAGCUCAUAAAUUCGUAUGAUUUCCCAACAAGGAUUCCAAUGUUCAGACUUAAA
Lactuca saligna is the source of this 1391-nucleotide messenger RNA. The record is from the annotation of a GenBank genome assembly. NCBI's taxonomy places the organism in Eukaryota, Viridiplantae, Streptophyta, Magnoliopsida, Asterales, Asteraceae.